Molecule: messenger RNA, 9765 nt
Organism: Chiloscyllium plagiosum (whitespotted bambooshark)
Lineage: Eukaryota; Metazoa; Chordata; Chondrichthyes; Orectolobiformes; Hemiscylliidae
Source: RefSeq, a predicted model, not a curated record
GCGCGGCGGCCGAGGGGACGCAUGCGCGCCGGGCGGCUGCCAGGAAAUGGCGGAGGUUUGGCGUCGCCGCCGCGAUGUUGUUGACGUGCCACAGCCCGUCGCCUGAUGCGAGCCGUUCGGGGCUGAAAUGGCAGGAAACAUGAGCGUGUCCCAACAAAAUGACUGUAGGAGGCAGUCUCUGCUUGAAAGACUUCUUGAUGCUGUUAAGCAGUGCCAAAUUCGCUUUGGAGGAAGAAAAGAAAUUGCAUCAGAUACUGACAGUCGGGUUAUCUGCCUGUGUGCUCAGUUUGAGACUGUGUUACAACACGGUUUACGGAGAAGCAGAGGAUUAGCACUUACAGCAGCUGCUAUCAAACAGGCAGCAGGAUUUGCCAAUAAAACUGAAACAGACCCUGUGUUUUGGUAUUAUGUGAAAGAACAUCUGAAUAAACAUGAAUUGCAACGAUACUACUCUUUAAAGAAUAUUACUACAGAUAUUGGACGUGGCAGAGCCUGGCUUCGAUCUGCACUCAAUGAGCAUUCACUUGAACGUUAUAUGCAUAUGCUUCUUGGUGAUGCAAAUCUUUUAAGUAUCUUCUAUGAAGACUGGUCCUUUAUGAGAGAGGAAGAGCGUGCUAGCAUGCUACCUACGAUGGCAGCAGGAUUAAACUCUAUCCUCUUUGCAAUCAACAUUGACAAUGAGGAUUUGAAUGGACCUAGCAAGCCUGUAUCUGCGGUUGCGAACUUGUUAAAGGAAUCAACUCAAAAUGUCACAUCCCUGUUAAAGGAAUCCACACAGGGGGUCAGCACGCUCCUGAAAGAAAUCACAACGGCUUCUGCAGUGCCCAGUUUCAUGCGACCUGAGCCUGAAUCUGACCGACUGCCAGUUCUGUCUAAAACUGUAACACAAGUCUACAGAUCUCUUGUGCAAAAUGUAUCCAUUUCUCAAAUGUCCAGCUGGAAUACUCUUCAAGUCCUGAAUGACAAUGACAGCUCUGACAUUCUUUUUCCAGUCAUGGCAGUUGGUUCCUAUUCUCAGUCUGAUGCCACUUCUGAUAAUCUGAUGUACUGUGAUGAACAUGAAAAUGUUAUUCUGGCUGUUGAACUUGCCCAGAAAGGUUCCCAACAUCAAUAUAGUGCUGAAGCAGCUCCUUCACUUCAGGCUGAUAUUGGUCAUGACCUUUUGCCAGCUUCUACUGUCCCAGAAACCAUGACUGUUGAUGAACUACGUCAAGCUAUUGUAGCCAUGAUGAACAGAAAAGAUGAAUUGGAAGAGCAAAACAGAUCACUGCGAAACUUACUUGAUGGUGAGAUGGAACAUUCUGCAGCACUCAGGCAAGAAAUUGACAACCAGAAAAAAAAACUACAAGAGCAAGAUGAACGAUAUGCUGCCAAAAUUCAGGCAUUGGCAAGAGAAAACGAAGUGUUGAAGGUGCAGUUGAAGAAAUACGUAGGAGCUGUCCAAAUGUUAAAGCGAGAAGGAGGCCAAGUGAACGAUGUUCUUCCAAACUUACGGAGUGGUGAUUCUGACAUUAUGAUCCCAGAACCUAAACCUGUGGUCGAUAAUGAUGAGCUGGCUAACACCUAUGAGCGAAAGCUAAUAGAGGUGGCAGAGAUGCAUGGUGAACUCAUAGAAUUCAAUGAAAGACUACACAGAUUACUGAUGGCUAAGGAGGCCCUUAUCUCACAGAUGAGGCAGGAACUCAUUGAUUUACGAGGGCCGGUUCCUGGUGAUUUAAGUCAAACCUCUGAGGAUCAAAGUUUAUCAGAUUUUGAAAUGGCUCACUGUGCAUUGAUAAAUGUUUGGAUUCCAACGGUAUUUCUACGUGGACGAGCUGCUAAUGCAUUUCAUGUUUACCAGGUUUACAUCCGGAUCAAAGAUGAUGAAUGGAAUGUCUACAGGAGGUACACUGAAUUCAGAGCACUACACAUCAGACUACGGACCAAGUUCCCUUUGGUGAACACCUUUAAUUUCCCACCUAAAAAAGCUAUUGGAAACAAGGAUGCAAAGUUUGUGGAGGAACGUCGUAAACAACUCCAGGAGUAUCUACGGAGCAUAAUGAACAAAAUUAUACAAACACUUCCAGAGUUUACAUGCAAUCCUAAAAAAGAGACCCUUUUGCAGCUGCUGCCAUUUUGUGUUGAUGUACAGCCGACUGGGGAACCUGCAAGUAAGGCACGGUCAAAAGUCGCCUCUAAGUUUUCUAGAUUGAGCAGGACUCACCCCAGGGAGACACGAAAUCCUGAGCCUCAGAGUGGCGACCUUUGACCUGUGAACUGACGAAAGAUUCCAGCAUACUGUCCUUUAUGUGAAACACCAGAUAACCUUUCAAUACACCACAGCUGGGUUAAGCCGAGGAAGAUAGAGUGACAGUGUUAACGUCGUGGGAAAUGAUUUUGGAAAUGUCAGGUUUUCGUGGGUCUUGUACAUUGUUGGUAAUUUGGAAUGCAUUAUCCGCUUCAUAGAAAUAUCAGUAUAAGAUAAGACUCUCUUUCACUUGCACAGUUUGAAAUGUUUACAGUCUGUAUUGAUUAUUUAUUGUGGUGGCACAAUUGGAACAUUUACUCGUUACAUUUUUGCCUUAAUUCCUAAUGCCCUUUCUCAAGCAUCAAAAGCAUGUCAGUUUAUUUGUGUACACUUGUUGGACGUAUUAAUGACCACUCCUAUGUUUAUAUACAGCAUCUAAGGGGAAUAAAAAUUCCUUUACCGAUUUACAAAAGCACUGUUACUGCAUUUCACACCGAUUAGCUGGCAGAUAAAUAUCAACCAGAAAAAGUUUUAAGCCAGAUGUAAUUUAUUGACAUUGAGAGUUGCUAAGUGCUGUUUCUUUCAUCACCUUUUUAAAAACAAAAAUGGAUUGAGUAUGAGUUUUAUUUUGUUAAUAGAAUCUUCAAUAUCAACUGGAAAUCCAUUUAUUCAGAACCCAAUUUUAUAAUAUAAAAUGUGCACAGUUCCCAACUCUAAAAUUCAUUAUAAUCAUUUGGUUAUAGUCUCACAAUUUAAUUCCCAAAUUUGGUUCUUUAAACAUUUCUCAUCAGUCACUGUACAUUUAUAUUGUUAUACGCUGUGAAAUUAUUGCAGCGGCAUUCAUAAAAGUCUUGUCCACUCACAUUAAUUCUUCUGAGAAUGUGGUAAGGUUCACAGUGGUAAAAUGCUUCUUCUGCACAAAUAAUGACUAAUCCAAAGACACAGAUAUUAACAUAGCAUCUUAACUUUGUUAUAAGAUUUUUACAAAAUAAUGUUGAACUGAAACUUCAUUUCUCAGUAAGGAAGGGAAAUCGAGAUACAUUUUUCACUAAUGCACAAAGCUACGACUGGUACUCUGUACUCGAUGAGCCAUUCCUAGUAUGUGAAGACAUGAUUUAGGCACUACAGUUAGAUACAGUUUACUAUCUGCCAAUGUAGAGAAUGUUUCUUUUAAUCUGAGACGAUUAAUAAACAGUAUUGUUUUCCAAUUGAGAUGCAGCAGUCUUAAGAUUAAUGUAGAAACAAACAAAUCCAAAAUAACUUAAAAAUUUAAUUCUGCUAGUAUCAUUUUCUGAAAACAAUAUUAUUUGUUUGGGAUAUUUUAGGUCCAUCUUUAUGCUUUCAGUUUUACAUUUUUAAUUAAAUUAUAUAAAGUUCACUAAUUCCUCCCUGAAAUGAGCAAAUACUAAAGUCUGAGGUGAUUUUCCUCUAUCAAAAAUACAUAUCACCUACAAUUACUUUCAAAGUUUAUACUGUAAAUGUAAGUAGUAUGAAUUGCAAUGCAAGAAAAUUAUUUUCCUCUUGAAUGUCAUGUUAGCUGUUACAUUAACAGGUUAGUCCUUUUGCUUCAAAACGUAACAAGACCCUGUUACAAUUCACUUUGGAUAACAUCCUUGCCAGAAUUGGAACAUCAGACCACAAUAAUGUUUUGUCCCUCUAUUCUUCUCUUCCAUCAACUCUCAAAUUCUUCAAGUUUCCCAAAACCAAACCAAGUGUAAUAGCCUCUUUGUUGAUACUGUAGUUGGCCUUUAUCAUCUCCAUUCAACUCUGUUAUCAGUCUUCAGCAUUCUUACAACCUAUUUCAGCCAUAGCACUCCACUAAUCCAUUCAGCUGCCCAGAUCCCUCUCAUCUGUUUUUUUUCACCACAAGCUUUCAAUCAUCUUCCAUCACAUUUUAUAUUCAUUAUCCAACAGGUUGGUGAAUAUGCUUAUCUGUUCACUUGUAUACAGUUCUUGGUGAAAACUAAGCUUAAGUGCAGUGACAGAAAACUGGAGAGAGCUAACACUGAGCAGUGCUGACAUUUCCUAUGCACUGUUUUGGUGAUUAAUUACCUAGGAAGAAGUUGAAGUCAUCUGCUCCUGUGUUAGCAUCUGUUCAGUUGUACAUAAAGCAGAUUAGACAUGAUAUUAAAUAGAUUAAUCUCUAUCCUGUCAACCUGUGGGGAAUGUAACAUUCAAAGUUGUAUUUAGCACUGCUGUUAGAUUUUAAUUUUUUAUUAGAAAUUCAUUGAGAAAAGUAUUUCAUUACAACUGCUUCUGAAUAGGCCAUUUAGAAAACGCUACAUGGACCAAAAUGUGUGUGGGGACAUAAUGCAAUGUAACUUUAAUAAUGGAAAUGUAUAUAUACAGGGACUCUCAGUUCAGAGAUUAAACACGAGUUUUAGAAAUUAAUGAGAUGUCCUGUUAAAAGUGCUUUCUCUUGCCUAUGGGACCAUGAAAACAAACCUAGGAAUAAUAAUUAAUAAAUAUGCAUGAUCAUGAUGAAAUAUAAGAUGCUGACAUUUUUGUUAUAUUUUCACUAGGUUUACAAUACUGGAACGGUCAGAGAAUCUAAUAGUUUGGCUUGUGAAAUUUGAUGUAUAGAUUUUGCCAUGUGAAAAUUUGACACUCACUCUAAUAUCAUUAAAGGGAAAGGAAAAUCUAAAGAGAGGAUAUUCUGUUCUAAAUAUUCCCUUCAGCCAUGUCUUAAUGAACUAUAGAGUAAUGAAUACAUGUCACUUUUCACGCAAUCAUGCAGAUACUUGAUUUGCCAUUUUUUCUCAACUCUUGUAACCGAUUAAUUUACAAGAAAGCAACCUGUGUAUUUCCAUAUUUAAACUGUUCAUUUCAGUGGGAAUGAUUGUCAACCUGGGAACUGAUCCCAAACACACAGAUAUAAUAAAUUCCAUUGACUGAAUAAUGCUAUGGACUGAAAUGUUGCAAAGGUUUUCAGAACCAAGUUACUAUCUAAUUGGUUAGAAGGUCUGGCCCCUAUUGAUAUAUUUUUAUUAGAUCAACUUAUAAUUAUUUGAGCAGAAAAAUUCCUCCCAUACUGGAACUACAUGAACAGGACCAGGUCAUUUCCCUUGUCACUUACAAACUUUGUCUGUAUUGGAAAGUUUAUUUUCUCUAAAUAAUACACUGCAGAAAUCAACUUUAAUUGAUUCAAGAUUAUUCCUGUAGAAUUGUAUAGAGUCCUUUCCAUCCUUUUGGCUUGUCUUUGCAAUAACAUCAAAUAAUCACUCUUUAAGAAGAUUAUAUUUUUGAAUGCAUAAAUUCUUAAGUUAUUCCAUUUUGUCAGUCCUUCGGAUUCUACUGAUGAUUUCAUCUUCACAAAAAUCUGUUACUACUGUUGUGCACUUUUCAUACAAUGAAUGGAACUGACUGCAUAACAAUGACGGCAUGAGUGGGUUUUAUCCAACCAUGUCUAUAAAUUGUAGGAGCAAAUUAUUGCAGAUGCUGGGAUCUGCACUGAAAACAACAAAUGUUGGAGAUAUAGACUCUCAACUCAAAACAUUAGCAUGCUCUCCAUGGAUGUUAUCUGACCCACUAUGAUCUGCAGAUUUGUUGUUUUCAUGUCUAUAAAUUGCUUUAGUGUGGUAUCCUGGGGGGGACUGUCAGAGUUCCUCUAUGUAAUAUAUAUAAAACGGCAGUUUUAAGAUGUCUCAAAUGACUCGUCACCAUUUUAGCUUAAAGUACGCAUUUGCAAUAAUGUUGUCUGAAGUAGCUGUUCCUAAUGCAUACUUGCAUCAGCAAAGCACAGGGGUGGCUCUAAAAAAAUGGGCCUACUUUAAGUAAAGGUUGUUUUUUGCAAAACAGAAUUCUGUAAGCAUUUAGUUAGAUUUAUCAAACCAUUCACAGCUUCCAAUUACUAAUGCUAAUGAUUUAUAUCCAUUGUCACAGUGGGUAUGGAAAUAAAUCAGAUGUUCAUGACUAACAGCACUUUCUGAUCUCUGAGAGCAAUCACUUUACAUUCACUGAUGCCACACAUUUCUUGUUUGUCUCUUGUAAUUUGGAACACUUUUGAAUUUGCAUUUAAUGCUUAUAUUUUAGUUUAAUGUAAUUUUUUAAUGUUAUCUUAUCAUUCAGUGCCUACAUUUUCUGAAUAAAACUGACCUUUUGACUUACUUGAGAAAGGAUAUAAUAGCAUUAGGAGUAAUUUAGAGAAGGUUCAUACAACUAAUCCCUGGGAUGAAGGGGAUAUCUUAUAAAGAAAGAGUGGAUAGGUUUUGCCUGUGUCCAUUGGAGUUUAGAGGAACGAAAGAGAUGAUCUUGUUGAAAUGAAAGAUCCAGAGUAAAAUUGACAGGGUGGAUGUUUCCCUUUAUGGUUGAAACUAGAAUUAAGAGAUAGGGUUUAAAAAUAAGUAGUAUCUCACUCAAGACAGAGAUGAAGUGAUUUUUUUUUCCCCUCUCAGAAGAUUGUACAUCUGGGGAAUUAUUCUCCCGAGAGAGCAGUAGAGACAGGUUAUUGAAAAUUUUUAAGGCUGAAUUCAAUGGAUUUUUGCUUGACAGGGACUCGAGAGUAGGGAGGAAAAUGGAGUUAAGGCCACAAUCAGAUCAACCAUGAUCUUAUGGAAUGGUGAAGCAAACCCAAGGGGCCAAAUCCUACUCUCGUUGAUAUGGAUAUAUGACAAAGCUGCUCUGAGAAAGCUGAAAAUCAGACUGAAGUGGACAGCUUCAUGCUCUAAGCUGGUUUUAGAGCAUUUGAUUGUUUUGUCAGUGAUUUUAACAGAGUGUAAGAUAAAGAGGUCUAGGAAGGCAAAUUAAGUUGCAACAAAUUAAGAGAAUAUUAUGUGAUUUUUACUUCCUGAGUUCAUCAAAUAUUCUUUAAUGGAUCAUGUCGAAGCACUACUAGCUUAAUGUAGUUUGUAACGUUAAUUGUACUCACCUAUGAAUUGUUAAAUUCUGCUGAGCACUUUGAGGAUAAUUUCAAAUGUAUGGGAGCACAGAAACAGGCCAUUCAAUUUAACCAAUCCAUGCUCCACUCAUUCAUGCUCCACUCGAGCUUCUUUGAAUUAUCUUCUCACAGAAACUUGCCACUUUCUCCCUCAUGCUUUUCUACUUACCCCAUCUCAAUGGAAGUGGCUGCCAGUCUGCAACUGGUGUUUUCAUCUGAGGCAGGGAGCCCCAGUUGAAUGCUAGUAUUGCCAAGGCAAACAGCAACUGGCAGAAAGGAAUUGGUUUGGGAUGGAAUGUAAGGGAGAAGCUCAGUAAGGAUCAGGCAGUGCUUGGGCACUGAAUUCCAGAAGCUGGCUGGGUAUGGAUGCUGUGAACAUCUUGCAGUUGGUUAGUGCUUGAGUUAAUGCAGCAGGGUGCCAGAUUUGCUUCAUGUAUUCCUGCUCCUUCAAAACCUGUGAAGAAAAGCUUAGAAGAUUUCAUUGUCUUCUAACUUGACAAGACUGGCUACAUUCAAACACAAGGUAAAAGAACUUAUAGUUCUUAGGGCAAAGGGGUCAAAGGCUAUGGGAGAAAGUGGGAACAGGGGCUGAGUUGGAUGACCAUACUGGAUGGCAGAAUAAGCUUGAAGGGCCAAAUGGUCUACCUAUAGUCCUUUUUUUCAUGUUAUUGGGAUUCACAUGUGGGUUGUUUGAACUUAAAUCUGUGUUAAUCACAAAGGCUUCUUCUAGAGUUCUGAGAAUCCAAACCUACAGAUUUACAAACCAGAAGUAUCUAAUGAAGAACCUGUAGAAAAGCACAGGAAAUGAAAAUGUCUUGUUUUAAAUGAACCUUUACUGUCAAAUUUAGGGAUUUAAAAUUCCUCUCCAGGAAAUUAUUGCAAAUUACCAGUCUUCAUUAUUGAUGUUUAUAAUUACAUUUUUCUUAAGCAGAUAAAAAGGUUUUUAGUCAAUUGUUUGCACUGAAAUCUUGAGAUUUGUCAAUUUGGAGUUGGACCAUUUUCUGCCACUUUGUCAAAAUCAAUGAGUAAUGCCCUUCAGCUCAUCUGGUCUGUACUGCCAAUGUUACACUAGAUCCACACUAGUCCCACUUUCCAGCACUACAGCCAUAGCCUUGAAUGUUCCUGUUCAAAUUUCAUUCUUCAUUGACUGUGGUAUUUAACAUAGAGCAAUGUAGCUUUUAGUAACUACUUCAUUGUUAAAUUAAUCAAAUGCAGAAUAUAUCUCUGGUGCAACUGUUAAUAUUUUGCAGUUGUUCUUUUUCUUAGAAUUUUUUUUUGAGAAAUAAGCAGACGCCUGCCGUUUUUAUCUGGUACAGAAUUAUUCUGCACCUGAGGCCAGGAUGCUGAAAUGUUAACCUCACUGUACUAUAUCAUAAGAUUGAAUUUAAUUUGAUUUAUUAAUUACAAAUAAACUUGCUUCAGAAAACUUUGGUAGGAAGCAGUGUGUAGAUUGAUUCUAAUUUGGUUACAGUAGCCACUGCUCUUUACUUCCUUUAGUCAAUUUUCUGACUAGUCCAAAACCUGGGGGUAAAAGGGGGUGAAAUCAAUCUUUGACAGUAGCAUGAAAUUAUAGGUGAGUUGAAGCAGUUUUAUACUGGUAUCAAAUGGUGCAAGAGUCUAAGGAAAAUAUGUUUUUUGAAAGGUUGUAAUGUCAUCUUCCUCUAUAUUAAACUAAUUUAAAUUAAAUAAGAUUGUUUUUUAUGAAAACAUAUAAAAGAAUGUGACUAGUUAGAAAUUGACAGUAGGGCAGUUAUGAUCUGUACAAAUGGGUGGGUUAACAUGUCAUUAACAAUACUUUUUCGCAGAAGUGUUCUUGAAACAUUAACCUUUUUUAUGGAUGUUGACUGAUCAGCUGUGUAUUUCUGGCACUUUCUGAUUUGAUUCCAUCAUUUUCUGAUUUAUUUUAAACUCCUGUUUUAACAUGCUCUCAGGAAAUCUUAUUUCAUAGUGAUGUAUGGUUAAACUUCAAUCAGACCUUUUAAAAUGUGAUCCUUUUGUAUAUAUUUAAACUGUUGCCUUUUUCUACUAAAUCAAAAACUACAUAAUAACUUCCAGCUAAAGAUUUUAAUUUUUAACUUCACAAGGAAAGCACAAGGCUGAUUGAGAAAUUAUUCAUUCAUUGUCUACGUUUUCAUCUUUUUCAAAAGUUGAUGAAGAUGCUGCAUAUCUAUAAGUGCUGUUGAUCACUGCGGGUACUUUGAUUUCCUUAAAUUGAAUACAGGAAGUAUGAUAUGAUGUGUUUCAAAUUGGACAAAUUAAUUGUAAAUUUUAUUGUAAUUGAUUUGAGGAACUGAAUGACUUCUUAUUUCUCCAGAUUUGGAGAGAUGUCUAAUAAGUACAAAAUGAAUGUGUUGAGUGAGAGCACAUCUAGGAUUGAAAUUCUUCACUUUCUUCUGUGCAAUUUAAAUAUCUUUCAGUAUAAAUAUUUCCUGAAUCAUUACGUGUAUUUUAAAGAAACCUACAUGUGAUAUUCAACAAAUUAUAAGAAACAUGUUACUGUUAUCUUCAGUCCUGUGGGCAUCUGCUUUGUUUUGCAAUUCUGUGUAUAUUUGUUUGCAUGAUGCAUACUACGCAAUAAGAAGAUGUAAUUUCUCUAAUUUGCUUUUAACAAGUCAUUUUACAUUCAUAUGAUUUAAUAGAAAGUAAACCAUUUUCAUUUGAA